Messenger RNA from Strongyloides ratti, 468 nucleotides. RefSeq lists its product as hypothetical. The transcript is spliced from 2 exons. The record is from RefSeq and is a predicted model, not a curated record. The coding region runs from base 1 to 468 and encodes 155 amino acids. NCBI's taxonomy places the organism in Eukaryota, Metazoa, Nematoda, Chromadorea, Rhabditida, Strongyloididae.
AUGUUUGAAGUUUCGUGUUGGUAUUCUUUUAAUAAUUUAAAAAAUACUUUAAUUAUAUGGGAAGGUGUUAUGGCUAUAUGGAAUGAAAAUUGUAAAAGUGAGAUGGAAUGUGUAGAAUUAUGGAAAGAAUAUAAUGGUAAUUAUAUUAAUUUUUUUCCAUAUCAUAAUAUUAAAAAAAUUACAAGUGAUGGUUAUUGGACAUGUGCUGAAAUUAUUGGAAAAUUUGAUAAUGGAAAAAAUUUUUUUUAUCAUGCAAUAACACCAAAGAAAAGUAAAUUAUUUUUUGAUUUUAUUUUAAGAUUUUUUAAUACAAGUAUUAUUGAUAUUGAGAUAACUCUUGAUCCAAAUCCAUACAGAAAUUGGAGUGAAAAUGAGUGUGAAAAUCGUUUAAUGGAAUGGAGAGAUUUAUCAUAUCAUUUUUUAAAGAAAACUGCAAAAAUUAAUAAAAAUUCUAACAUGCCAAUAUAA